AUGGCCCCAUCUCAGCACGCCGCCGGCACCGCUGCGUCAAGCCCCAGCGUUGCUGCUGCUGCCGCUCCGACGACGCCAGGCGGCGGCCGCCAGCGUUCGCAGCCUGCCGGCUCGUCUUCCGCAACCACGCCGGCCCCGGCCCCGGCCCCGGCCCAGCCCCAGCAGCCGCAAGAACACCAGCCUCUGUCCCAGCAGCAUGCCCAGCAGCAUGCCCAGCUGGGCGCCCAAGGCCCCCAGCACAAGCGCGUUUACCAGGCCUGCAUACCUUGUCGCCGCCGCAAGGUACGAUGCGACCUGGGCAGCGUCGACAACCCCCACGACCCCCCCUGCGUGCGCUGCCGCCGCGAGAGCAAGGAAUGCUUCUUCUCCGCCACCCGCCGCAAGCGCAAGACCGACGACGACGGCGAGGGUAGCGACGUCGACGACUACGUCAUCCGAAACGGUCGCAAGAGAGCUCACCCCGAGGGAAGCCCGCCUCCGCGCCUCGACCGCCGCUUCUACAGCGACGUUCCCCUCACCCCCGGCGGCUCCCACGGCCGCAGCCAGCCUUUGCGCCGACCCGACGGCGGCGCGCCGAGGCAGCGGAGGGACUCGGAGCUCGACGGCGACGGCGACGCAAACCUCGAGAACCUCGAGGCCCAGACCGCCAUGCGCCGUGCCGUGUACAACCCGCACGACGCCCUGGAUCUGCUCUACAAGGCAGCAACCGACAGGUGCGCCGUUCCCGAGCCGUCCGGCACCAUGGUAUGCAGUGCUGACUUUGCUAGUCCCGCCGCAAACAACAACAACCACCACCACGUUCGCGAGGGAAGCAUCGCCUCGGCCACAACGGCCCCGGCCCACCAUCCUACGCCGCAAGAUGCCAUGAGCAGGGACGCUCCCAGACCGAGGUCCAUGUCCGUCCGGCUCGAGGUGGAACAACAACAGCAGCAGCAGCAGCAGCAGCAGCAGCAACUCCAACUCCAACUCCAACUCCAACUCCAACACCAACAGCACCAGCAACACCAGCAACACCAGCACCAACACCAACAACAACACCAGCACCAACAAGCCCCGCAGCAUCUUUACGAAAAUCCAUCACACCAACUACCGCAACCAACCGUUGAUCUUGCCCUGGCGCAACCGCCGGCUUUGCGCAGUCAGCCAGGCUAUGUAGAUGCUUUACGUGCCUGGUCAAGGUUCCGUUUUGUACGAGCCGGUUGGUUUACAGCCCAGGAAGCCAUAGAGUAUAUAGACUAUUACUACAAAUACCUUUCUCCCAUGACGCCCAUUUCCCCGCCAACAUUUAGUGAUCCGGCAUCCCAUAUAACGCUCCUUACCGAAGAACCCAUCCUAACCGUCACGCUCCUCACCAUCUCUUCGAGAUAUCGCCAGAUGCCGGGGACCGGCGGACACUGCCGCUCGCACGCCAUUCCGGAGCAGCUGUGGACGUACCUUCGAGGCAUGAUUGAGCGCUGUCUCUGGGGCCAGGAAGCCUUUGGCGGUGGGUUCUGCGGCUCGGGCGGGCCCGGCUCCUCGUCCCUGAUUGUGGAGGAGAGCGACACCAGCAGCACGGCGCCCUGGCGAGGAAUGAGAAAAGGCAGCUUGCGAACGCUGGGCACCAUUGAGUCGUUGCUGAUCCUGACGGAGUGGCACCCCCGGGCCUUGCAUUUCCCCCCGCAAGAGGCCACGGACGAGCUCAUGCUUCCCGACUACGGCAGCGGCGGACCGACGAUUGCGUCGGACGACUCCAACAGGAACCUCGGGGCCGGUUUCGGCGGCAAGCGGAUCGAGAGCUGGCUGGAACCGGCCUGGAGGAGCGACCGAAUGUGCUGGAUGCUGCUGAGCACGGCCAUGGGCCUGGCGUACGAGCUGGGCGUGUUUGACAACAUUGACGAGAUGCUGAGGGACGACACCAUCACGCGGCCCGAGUUUAUGGACGAGCCCUACCGAACUCGGGCCAACCGCAUCAAGAGGCUGCUCCUGAUCUACACGUCCCAGCUCGCCGGGCGACUGGGUUGGACGAGCAUGACGCCGGAGCAUCUCCGGAAGGCGGACCCCGCCGUGGCCCGGCGUCGCACCAUGUCCAACGAGGGCAACACCCCGAGCACGGCCUCCAUGGUCAACGGGUUCAACUACGUGCCGGACCUGGAGCUCGACGACCAGAUCAUCCACUGCUGGGCCGGCAUCAGCAACGCCAUGCACAUUGGCAACGAGAAGCUGUUCCGGUCGCGAAAGUACACGACGGAGAUUAUCCAGUCCGGACGCUACGUCGAGCUGCUGAGGGACUUUAGCCCCCUGCUGAAGGACUGGUACAGAGAGUUUGAGCUCUUCCGCCUCCCCCCGUUCAUCCGACACAUCUUGACCAUCGAGUACGAGUACGUCCGCAUCUACGUCAACUCUCUCUCGCUGCAGGCGGUCGUGGAGCGGUGCACCAGCAACGCCGGCCACACCGCCAACGGCAGCAACGGCAACGGCAACGGCAACGGCGCCGGCGGCGGCGGCGGCGGCGACCGCGGUCAGGCGGCCGGCGGCCCCGCGCAGCUCUCGCCGCAAACCAUGAUCAACUACGGGAAGCUGCCGCUGGGCCAGCUCGGCGGCUUCACCAUCCACGACCAGGAGUACGUGCGGGAGGUGGUCGACGGGUGCCGGAACCUGCUGCGCACCGUGGUCGAGGGCCUCCUGCCGGGCGGCUACCUCAAGCACGCGCCCGUGCGGACGUACUUUCGCAUCAUCAGCGGCGCCAUGUUCCUCCUCAAGACGUUUGCCCUGGGGGCGCCGCGGUCCGACGUCAAGAUGAGCAUCGAUCUCAUGGACGCCACGACCGAGGCGCUGCGGAACUGCGUCGUGGACGACGUGCACCUGGGCAUACGGUUCGCCGACCUGCUGGAAACCCUGACGAGCCGGCUGAGGAACCGCUUCAUCCAGGCGCCGAGCCUGCAGCAGCAGCAGCAGCAGCAGCAGCAGCAGCAGCAGCCAGGCGCGGGCAGCCCACCGCCAGAAGGCGUCAUGACCGGCGGCGGCGGCGGCGGCGGCGGCGGCGACCCCACAGCCAGCUGGGUGGGCAAGCAUGCGCAAAAACUCCGCGAAGGACUCAACGGGCAGUAUCGCCCCGCGUCGCCCGGCGCCGACGGCAACAUCUCCGCCACCCCCUUCGACCUAUCCGCAUGCAGCUUCCCCCACGGCGGCGCGUCGUCCGUCGGCCCGUCGACCCCCGCCGCCCACGUCGACAGCAGCAGCAGCAGCAACAACAACAACAUCAACAACAACAGCAGCAGCAGCAACGUCAACGGAGGCGCCGCCGCCGCCGCGGCGCCCGGCGUCGAUCUGCACCUCUUCGAGGACUGGAACGACCCGGGCAACGAGAUGUGGUACCUGCCGCCGGGGCCGGCCUUUUUCCAGAACAUGGGCGACAGCUCCGUGGCCAUGACGGCCGAGGGCGUCAACGUCGGCGGCCUGGACCUGCUCGAGUACAUGGCCAUGGAUCCGGUGCAGUUUCCCGGCAUCGACGGGCCGACGGGGGCGGGCUCUGGCGGCGGGAACGCCGGGGCUUAG
Molecule: messenger RNA, 3534 nt
Organism: Ustilaginoidea virens
Lineage: Eukaryota; Fungi; Ascomycota; Sordariomycetes; Hypocreales; Clavicipitaceae
Exons: 3
Coding region: 1-3534 (1177 amino acids)
Biological process (GO): aromatic amino acid catabolic process; positive regulation of transcription by RNA polymerase II
Cellular component (GO): nucleus
Molecular function (GO): DNA-binding transcription factor activity, RNA polymerase II-specific; zinc ion binding
Source: RefSeq, a predicted model, not a curated record